Messenger RNA from Hydra vulgaris (swiftwater hydra), 4705 nucleotides. Its product is annotated as kinectin. Gene Ontology annotation, cellular component: endoplasmic reticulum membrane. Lineage: Eukaryota; Metazoa; Cnidaria; Hydrozoa; Anthoathecata; Hydridae. The record is from RefSeq and is a predicted model, not a curated record.
AAUAACUUGAUAGCUGGAUAAACGUCUCCGAGACAAGCAUUAAACAUCGAAUAGUUUACAUUCAAAUUACAGUAGCGUAACAAAAAUGUCCAUGUUGACUGAGGAUACAAAUGGAGUUGUAGCUAUUGUCGGUGUUAUUGUUCUUGCAAUUGCUUCAUUAGUGGGUUUAGUUUUGUUUGUAAAUAAAGAAGAAACUUUUGAAGACGUUGUGGCAGCUCAGAAGAAGGAACAAGAAGCUUUACUCAAUUCUCUGCAAGGCGGAAAAUCAGGCAAGUCACACAAGAAAUGGAGUAAACUUAAAUCAAAAAAAGCUAAUAAGAAAGAAGGAGAGGAGCAUGACGGCGAUUCUGGUGUUGACGAUGAAGAACCAAGCUCAGAAUCUAUUGCUGCCCCAAAUACUCCUGUUGAACAAGAACUUCCCAAAAGUAAACAUUCAAUAACUUCGGUCGAACAAGCGCUUCCCAAAAGUAAACAUUCAUUAACUUCGGUUGAACAAGAACUUCCCAAAAGUAAACAUUCAGUAACUUCGGUUGAACAAGAACUUCCCAAAAAUAAACUUUCAAUAGCUUCAGUUGAACAAGAACUUCCCAAAAGUAAAUCUACAAAAAAAAAACCUAAAGCUAGUGAUAAACCUGUAAAACAGCUCCAAGAGUCACUUGAUGAAAAAAAAAAGGAUAAAGUUGAUGAAAAAAAAAAGUUAGAGGAGAAGAAGCCAAAAUCAAAAGAAGUUUUUGUUGAAGAAAUUAUUAGCCAAUCUGUUGUAAUUCCUGAUGUUGAGUAUGAGGUUAAUUCAGAAGAAACAUUGCCACCUAUAUUAAAUGAUAAGGAAACUUUUUCUUCAGAAACUAAUGUGGUUCCAUUGAAAAAUGAAAAUAUCCAGUUAAAAAAAAGUAACAAAACCAAGACUAAUAAAAAUCCCAACUCAAGUGUUAAUAGUAUAAAAGAUUCUGAAAUAAAUUCUGAUAAGCUCAUUAAAGUCAUUGAAUCACACCCUUUAAAUCCAUUGGAAGUUCAGCAAAUAAUUGAUAUAUUAUUGGCUAAGCAAAAUGAGCUAGAACAGUGGAAAAAGCCACAUCAGAAGGUCGAUCCAGUUGAACAAUUAAGGAAAGAUUUAAAUGAGUGUGAAUUAAAAUUGACAGAAGAAAGAAAAAUCACACAGUCAACAGUGCUAAAAAAUAAAGAAUUAAAAAUUGAACUACAGCAACAAAAGCAAGCAAUUCAAAGUCAAGCUAAUGAAAAGUUAAAACAGCAGGCAAUGGAGCAUGAGCUUAUUCGUAAAAAGAUGGAAGAAAAAUAUAUCUCUGAAAUGCAACGUAUGCAGUUACAGAUUAAACAGAUGCAAGAAUUAAUUGAUAGUACUUCUCAAAGUGAUUACCAUCAAAUGAAGGAGGAGAUUAACCAUUUGAAGAAUGCUGCUCUUAGAGCACAGCAACUUACUGAAGAUAAUAAAGCUUUGAUGAAUGAGCUGAAUCAGCUGCAGCAAAAUAACAAGAAAUGUCGUGCAGAUUUCGACAAUGCCAUAAUUCAAUUAAAACAAAGUGAGCAACAUCAAAAAGCAAUGCAUGAUCGCAUUGUGUUUUAUGAAAGUGAAAUUAAAGUAACACAACAAUCAAUGAAAGAAACAGAAAAGUCUCUUUCACAGCGCAUUCAAGAAGCUAACAAUGAGUUAAUGAAGGGUGAAGCUUAUAAACAACGUUUGAUUCUUGAGUUAGAUCAAUCCAAAAAAUUCAAUGAAAGCAUUGUUAUAGAAAAAGAAGCUAUUCAAAAGAAUUCUUUGUCGUUGUCGGAUGAGUUAAGAAAGCACCAAUCAAAGUUAUCUGAUGCUGAAUCUAAACUCGUUGAAACAAUGAAAAUUGUUGAAAGGUUAAACCGUGAAAAUAAAUCUGAUGAUUCGUUUCUUGUAAAGUUAUCAAAAGCUGAUCACAGUUUGAACAAUUUAGAAAAUGCACUUCAACGAGUUUUAGAUCUUGAAAAAGAGCUAGCAGAAAAUAACCAGAGUAAAGUUGAAAAUAAAUUAACUGAGCUUAACCAGUUAAAGGCAAAUCUCUCUGAAGCAGAAAAAAAAAUCAGUGACUUAAGUAACCUUAAUGCUAAAUUAGUUGAAGCUGAAAAUAAACUAAAUGAAGCUAAUCAACUUCAGGUAAAACUGUCAGAAAUGGAGAGUAAGCUUGCUGAAGCUGAGAAAUCUAGAUUACUUAUGGAGUCACAACUAACAGCAGAAUCUAAUGUUAAUACACCAAAUGAAAUUAAGAAAUAUCAAGAUGAAUUGACUGCAGUCCAUGAAAAAAUGCAACAGCUGAUUACAUCAGCUAAUGAGCAACAAACAUCUUCAAAUGAAGUCACAGAGCUAAAUAAAAAAAUAGUGGAGCUUGAACGAGAGAUAGUUGAGUUAAAAAAUCUUCUAGUAAAUAAUCCAAAACUUGAAGAGGAGCUUAAAGAAAUCAAAGAAAUCAAUAAGAAAAAAGAGGAAAUACUCAGUGACAUAAAAGCAAAAAAUAAUGAGUUGCGUGAAAAGAAUUGGAAAGCCAUGGAUGCUCUUGGGAAAUAUGAAGAGGAAUCGAAAAAAAAAAUUUCUAAAAUAGAACAGAGCUUAAAGAAAAGUUUAAAAAAACUGCAUCCAAAUGUCAAUAUACCUUCUCUAGAUGAUAAUAUAGAAGAUUUUUUUUCUAAUUAUGAAAAGUCUUAUUUUGAAAAAUCUCUAUCUGAGCAUGCAGAAACUGUAGAGGAAUUAAAACAAGCAAGAACAGAAAAUAACACCCUUGUUCAACAAUUGUCUGAUUUAAAGAUGAUGCAAAAUGAGGGAAAUGAGGAUUAUCAAAAAUGCAAAUCAGAAAAUAUUCAUUUACGCAAUGUUUUAGCAGAAACAGAGACAAUGUUAAGUCGUUUACAGGAGAGUGUAGAUUCUGAAGUUGGUAAAUGGCAAAAAAUAGUUGAUUUAAAAGAUGUUGAAUUAAAUGAAAUGCAAGUCAAAUUUAAAACAAUGGAGGAAAGUAAUAAAUCACCACAGCUUCAACUUCAACUUAAUGAUGCUAAUAUACAGUUAGACCUUCAAAAGAAAGAAGUUAAAAAACUUUGUGAAGAACUAGAAAAGGAAAAAAAAGAGUUAGUAAAACUUCAAGAAAUAUUAAACCAUGAGAAGAAAGAAGUCUUAAAAUCGCAUGAGGAGUUAGAUCAUGAGAAGAAACAAGUUGUUAAACUUCACGAAGAACUAGAUUAUGAGAAAAAAAUAAUUAUAAAACUAAACGAGGAAUUAGGCCAUGAAAAGAAAGAAGUUAUAAAACUUCACGAAGAAUUAGACCGCGAGAAAAAAGAAGUUGUAAGACUCCAUGAAGAAUUGAAAGCUGUUCAAAAUAAAUUAGAAGUUUCAAGUAAAGCAGAAGAGCAUGAACUUCAACUUAAUGAGGCUAAUGUACAGUUAGACCAUGAGAAGAAGGUAGUCAUUAAACUUCAGGAACAGUUAGAGUUAGAGAAGAAAGAAGUUGUCAAACUUCAUGAAGAAUUAAAUACAGCCACACAAAAAUUAGAAGUUUCUGCUAAAGCAGCUAAUGAGUUAGAAGAAAAACUAAAAAGUCAUGUUUCUAAGGAAAAUACCUCUGAGUUAGAUGAGUUAAACACAAAACUUAAAAAAACGAUUUCAGAGCGUGAUUUGUUAAUUCGUGAAUUCAAAACACUUAAAGAAAAAUAUGCGCAACAAGAAAAAGAUGUCUCUAAAUUUGAAACUGAUAUUAAGUCUUUAAAAGAUCAGCAUGCUGCUGAAUUAAAGAAACUGCAAGAUCAAGUUGUUGUGCUUACAGGUUCAGCUUCAUCUAAGGGAAAAGGUGACAAAGAAAAAGAUGUUCUUAUUGGAAAACUUUACUUGGAGAUACAAAAUUUAAAAGAAGAUUUGCAAGAUGCUCGUGACCAAGUAAUUGUUGAUAUGGAACCUGCAGGCUCUGAGGAUUUGCAUAAACAAGUAGAUACAUUAGCUGUUGAACUUCAAUCUGAAAAGAAAUCUAAACUUGAGUUAAGUAUGAAGCUUGAAGAUUUAGAAAGAUCAUUUCAAGGGGAACAAUCAGACAAAGAAAAACUGCUCGUCGUUGAAUCAAAGCUAAAAGCUGCAGAAGCAAGAAUUAAGGAAUUAGAAGCAGUUCAAGAAAAACAGGUAGAGAAACAAAUUGCGGACGCUAUGAAACACGAAGUAAACGAUGUAAGAAAACCUUUAUGAACUCCAUAACUAGAAUAUUUGUAUACAAAUGAAUAAGCCGAACGAAGCAGAAACAAUUUUUACUAUUUUAUACCAAAACAUUUGUAUAAUUUUGUUACGCUACUUUAAUUUCUCUGGUGUCCGGUCGUUUGGACUGCUGUACAGGUGCCAAAUGAAGAUCUUGUUCUAUAUUUAUUUGUUAAUAUUGUUUUUGAGUUGAAUAUAAAAAAGAUCUUGGUUGCAUAUUUCUAUUUGGAAAUUUAAUAUUUUCUAGAUUGUUCCGAUACCUAAUUUUUUCAUAAAUAGUUUUACAAUGUGAAAAUGUUUUAUUGUUAAUAUAAUGACUUAUUUUUUUAUGUCUUUUUUUUUUUUUUUUUUUUUUUUUUCUACUGGUGGUUUGUCUAUUUGAUGAAUUUUUGCAUGAAUGUUGAGAUAUCAUUAAUAGACCUAUAUCGUUGUUUUAAGUCAAUUUAUUUCCGCUGUUAAAUUUACUUGUGUCAUAAUAAAUUUAUUUUAUAUUGA